Molecule: messenger RNA, 534 nt
Organism: Echinops telfairi (small Madagascar hedgehog)
Lineage: Eukaryota; Metazoa; Chordata; Mammalia; Afrosoricida; Tenrecidae
Gene: SPMIP1
Product: ATP6V1F neighbor
Exons: 2
Coding region: 1-534 (177 amino acids)
Source: RefSeq, a predicted model, not a curated record
AUGUCGCGCCAACUCAACAUGGACACGCUGCGGCAGAACUUCUGGAAGGAAGAAUUCCUGAGGGAAAAGUGGUUGCGCUGUGAAUGGCAACGCAAGUAUGGGUCAGUGGUAAAGGCCAGGCAGAAGGCUAAGGCUGCAGCCCAUGUGCCCCUCAAGCUGCCCACCCUGCAGCCCCAAACCCCAGUCUUGCCCCCACCUGCCCCCAAAGCAGCCUCUUCCAAGCCCCCAAGCCCUGUUCCGGAGGAGGCUCCUUGUCAGUCAGAAAUGUACCCAGUACCGCCUGUCACCCGGGCUCUGCUCUAUGAAGGCAUCUCCCAUGACCAUCAGGGGCGCUUCCGCUACCUCAACACCCGGAAACUGGACUUGCCAGAGAAGCGCUACCUCUUCCCCAUCACCACCAACUUCAAGUAUGGCUGGCAGCUGGGCCCCCCAGUUAAGCACGAGCUGGUCUCCUGCAAGAUGUGCCGGAUCGAUUCCUUCUUCCGCAAGAACGGGGCCUUCGCGCUGCUGGACCCCCGAGACCUGGCGCUCUGA